This is a messenger RNA of Penaeus vannamei (Pacific white shrimp), 4338 nucleotides long. The record is from RefSeq and is a predicted model, not a curated record. NCBI's taxonomy places the organism in Eukaryota, Metazoa, Arthropoda, Malacostraca, Decapoda, Penaeidae.
AGCAAAAUACCAUAAGUUAAAGUAUGGAACAGAUUUAGUACAGGGGGACAUGAAUCCCCCAGUGGAAGAGGGAGGAGAAGAAGUACGGGUAGACACUGACGCUAUCCUCUCUACCAACACUAAUGUAUCCUGGAAGCAAUCCAGACAACUUCUUAGACAGUAUCUACAAGAAAUUGGGUACACAGACACAAUCAUAGACUUACGAAGCAAUAGAGUAAGAUCAUUAUUAGGAAUCAGCAGUGGAGAAAAUGAGGAGAACCACAACAACACCCCUGCCAUGAAUGGGUCAGAUACAACCAAGAGGCAACCUGACUCCAACCGAUGGAAUGUUCCUAAGAAGCCACAGUCAACACUUGAGGCUCAGAUUCGUGACACAGAAAAAGCUGUAAUGGAGAGCUUUGAUUUCUUAAAACAGGAAGAUAUGGAGAUGGAGGAAGAUGAUGAUGAGGAAGAAGUUGAGGAGGAGGAUGACGUUCAAAGACUCAAGAGCCCAAAAACACUUGAUGAUGACGUGGAUGGAGAAACUGAGCUAGACAAUGAAUUUCGCUUCAUCCCAGAAAUGGAAGACACCUCACCUGGAUUUGGAUUUGGCCCAGGCACUCGAGGGACCUUUGUGAGACCAGGUGGUGAGGAAGAUGCCUUAGAGGGACUGGGAGAACUUGCACAGCUCACAGUUACUAAUGAGGCUGAUGCUACAUAUGAUCAGAUAUCAACCAAAGAGAACUUCCGAAAGACUUGGACAGCUAAAUACACUCUGCGAUCACACUUUGAUGGAGUCCGUGCUCUGUGUUUCCACCCUCAAGAACCCACUCUCAUAACAGCUUCAGAGGAUGCCACAUUAAAGUUGUGGAACCUUCAGAAAACUGUGCCAGCAAAGAAGUCAGCAUCUUUGGAUGUAGAGCCCGUUUACACAUUCAGGGGACAUCUUGGCCCGGUUCUCUGUUUAGCAAUGAACAGUGACGGAGAGAAGUGUUAUUCAGGAGGAAUUGACGGCACCAUACGCAUCUGGAAUAUACCUUCCUCUAAUAUUGAUCCUUAUGACUCAUAUGAUCCAAGUGUGGUUGGGGGCAGUUUAUCAGGGCACACAGAUGCAGUAUGGGGCCUGACAUUCCAUGCGCAGCGUCAUCACCUUCUUUCAUGUGGGGCGGAUUCAACAGUUCGUCUUUGGUCAGCUGAUGCUCGCAACCCACUCCUUUACACAUAUGCUGUUGAGAAAGAUGGAAUUCCAACAUCAGUUGAUUUUGUAUAUGAGUCUACCAAUCAGUUUGUGUGCAGCUUUAAUACAGCAAACUGUGUCAUAUUUGACCUGGAGACAGGAAAACCAGUCAUGCGUCUUGAUACAGAACCAGACCAGGGCAGCAAUUCUCUCAACCGACAGAUUAAUAGGGUUGUGUCCCAUCCAACUCUGCCUCUGACCAUCACUGGGCACGAAGACCGCCACAUCAGGUUCUGGGACAACAACAGUGGACGUCUGGUUCAGUCUAUGGUGGCUCAUCUAGAUUCUGUCACAUCACUAGCCGUAGAUCCCAAUGGGCUCUACCUUCUCUCAGGCAGUCACGACUGCAGCAUUCGCCUGUGGCAGCUCGACAGCAAACAGUGUGUUCAGGAGAUCACAGCUCAUAGGAAGAAGUUUGAUGAAAGCAUAUUUGAUGUGGCCUUCCAUCCUAGCAAGCCGUACAUAGCAAGUGCUGGAGCUGAUGCACUAGCCAAAGUCUUCGUAUGAUUAGAGAAUCCUAAUGGUAACCCUAAACCUGAAUUUAGGCCACGAGUUGUGAGUGGGUGAGCAGAUUCCUGGGCUACAAUAAAUUUCUGACAUCUGUGACUUUCAGUGGAUCUGGUGUUUGAAAGGAAUGUGACAUGUGGAGAAAGUUGUGGUAUCUUCAAGAGCAGGACUUGUUGUAUAUUUCUGUAACAAAUCCUAAAAUUACCUAGCUGAUAUAUGCUGCUGAACCUUUCAUGUAUGAAGCAGAUAUGUAGAGUAGUUGGAAACAUCAGAAAAUGUGUGUCUUCUGAUCUUUGUGAAGGACAGCCUGUGUUGACACACACUCACCCAACACACUCAGCUUUGCCAAAAUUUACUUUCAGUCUCCCAAGUCUGAAUCAGUGAUUACUGUCUGUGGUUCUCACACUGAUUGGAACCUAAUAUUUAAUGGUGAAGCACUGAAAUUAAAGGUGCCAGUUGCCCAUAAAAUAUACCCAUACAUAGGAUAUUCUUAUCUAAUUGAUUGGGACAGAAUUGGGGGUUGAUUGUGGUAGCCAAGAAUCAGCUCAGCUCAAGCCAUAAUACUCUACAUAUUUACCCAGCUCCAAUUUCAAGCAAAAGAACAAGUCAUGCAAAGAAAGUGUGUUUGUGUAUACGAGUCCUGGGUAUAGUGAUGUGACCAGCCAGUGAGAAAGUAAGAAAGUGCUAAUGGAAAGUCUGCAUAUUUUGUAUAUUGCUACCUUAAGUUGAUAUUUCCAUCAUGAAGACAGAAUUGAGAUUGCAGAAGACUUCAUAGCACCUUAUGGUUUCGUGUUUAGGAUUUCUAAACAUUCUGCAGUUGUAGUUAAACAUCAAGUUUGGUCACGAUAACAUCUGUUCAAUAGUUUGAUUAGGCUUAUGUGAUUGAACUGAUACAAUGCUUGACUAGUCUUGUGGGGUCAGCGUGGAAGUUGCCCUACAGUUCAUGAAAAUGGCUUGCACGCAGACUUCAAUCAUGGGAUGGUUUACAUUCUUAUAUUUAUCUGUAAAUAAGACCGUUCACUUCUUGCUCAUAUUAGUAGGCAUAUGUAUUUGCCGAAUUUUGUUGGGAAAAAAUUUGGUUUGUCAUAUACAUUAUGGAAUUCUUUGUUUAGACAAAACCUCUUCAAAUGUAGGUUUUACAAAGGGUAAUGAAGCCCUUUGUGAACUUGUUCUCCAGUGAUGCAGUGUAGUUCCAUCAAAUAUUUUGAUCUGAGCUAUAACUACAGAGUGAACUUACGGAGUUCUGCAAAAUUACUAACUAUACAUCAUAAUACACUUCGUAAUGUGAUGUCAGGGAGUAAAAACUGAACGUAAAAUAAAACGAUUUGUUUUCCCAUCAAAGUUUGGAUCAACCCACCCUCAUUGCAAUUUUCAUAAGCAUUCAAAUCAUUAUAUGUGACAAUACCAGAAAUUAUGAAAUCUGAUUGUAAAAUUUGUGUGCAUUAAAGAUAAUAAAGAAUUUUCCAAGGGCAGGUUCAUAGGUCAGAUUGGUAAAGUUCAUCGGUUUACUUCUCAUUUUUAAACUUCUCUUCCGUCAUACUCUUGUUUUUCAUGUCCCAUUUAGACCCCUUGUUGAUAUUUGGAAUUAUGUAAUGUGGCACCAAAGUUUGAUUUUAAUUUUAUCUCUGAUGAUAAGGUCUAGUGUUGUCAUGUGUAUUGAGUGGCAUUGCACACUACCAUUAUAAUUAUCAGUUCAUUGCUUCUUAAUGGGAAAUUGUUUGAGGGCUUGUGGUUACACAGUAAAAGCCUGACUGAUUUUCAUUUUAUAUUGAUUCUUAUUUUGCUUAAGUUUUGCCAUGUAAACCCCCAUGUCAACUUAAAAUGAGGAGUUCUUGAUAAGUACAUCUCUCACUUAUGCAUUGCAUAUUAUGUGUGACUUGUUGAAACUUUUUCUAAUAAACUGAAUGGCAUGGACGUGCAAGAGAAUUGUAAAUUAAUAUAAAUAUCUGAUAUGUGUAAUUUAUUAUUAAUAUUAUUUUCUUUUAUGAAAGAAGAACAAGAUCCAGGUAUGGUGCCUCCGCAUAAUGAUUUUGAUGGGUGAAUCUCUGAAGUAUAAGUGGACAUUAUCAUUAUGCUGAGGAUGAUCCUCACAGCCACAGAGGCAUUGUUACUCGUACAUGACUGACUGUAAGAUAAUGUAAGUGAUCUGCAUUGAUAGGCAGCAUCAAGGCCAUUAGUACGAGUCUCAUCCGUCAUCGUGAUAAAUGCUGAUGGCUGCAGAAACUUCUCAGGUUAGGAAAAUAGAUGUGUCAAGUACCUUCAUAACCUCAAGUAGGGAGGCUCCAAGAAUUGACGUUUUGGUGAACAAUUUUUUUGGUGGUAACUACUUGGGUAGUAUUAGUAACCGGCUUGUUGUUAAUCUUUGCACCAAGAAACCCUUUCCCCUAUUAUACGCAAGACUAAAUAAAUGUUAGACCCCCGAUGUUGACUAUGAAUGCAGGUGUCAGUAUGUCAGGUUCAUUUUCAAACUUUCUUUCUUCAGCCAUUUAAAAUGAAAUGUUACUGUCAGGAAGAAAAUAUUGCACAUUAUAUUCUUGUGUUGAUUUUCUCUACAGUAUAGAGCAGAAAAGUAUAUUGUAACAUCACAAUUUACAUAUAAUGAAAUUGAUUUUGCA